CUCCCACCCGCGUUGCAACCACCCCAAACCCAAACCCCCCCACUCCCCUCCCCAUCCACCAAAUGGCGGCGCCGGCGGCCGCGCCCUCUCCGGCCACCGCUCCCUGCUUCCGCCGCGCGCGUCCUGCGCCUGUAUCCCUCUGCGUCUCUAGGAGAUUCACGGUCGCCGCCUCCUUCACCGCCGACCCUGCUCCGGCCUUCAACUCCGUUACGGCCUUCGCUCCCGCCACCGUCGCCAACCUCGGCCCAGGCUUCGACUUCCUCGGCUGCGCCGUCGCCGACGCCUCCCUCUCCCUCGGCGAUACCGUCACCGCCACCCUCGACCCCUCCCUGCCGCCCGGCACCGUCGCCAUCGCAUCCGUCACCUCCCCCUCCCGCCCCACCCUCGCCGACCGCCUGUCCCGCGACCCCCUCCGCAACUGCGCUGGAGUCGCCGCCAUCGCUGCCCUCCGCGCCCUCGGCGUCCAAUCCCACGCCGUCUCCAUCCACCUCACCAAGGGCCUCCCUCUCGGCUCCGGCCUCGGCUCAUCCGCCGCCUCCGCCGCCGCUGCUGCCAAGGCCGUUGACGCCCUCUUCGGCUCCCGCCUCCACCAAGACGACCUCGUCCUCGCGGGCCUCGAGUCUGAGAAGGCCGUCAGCGGCUUCCACGCCGACAACAUCGCCCCAGCCAUCCUCGGCGGCUUCGUCCUCGUGCGCAGCUACGACCCCUUCCACCUCAUCCCGCUCUCCUCCCCACCCGCCCUCCGCCUUCACUUCGUCCUUGUCACGCCCGACUUCGAGGCCCCCACCAGCAAGAUGCGCGCCGCGCUGCCCAAACAGGUCGCUGUUCAGCAGCACGUGCGCAACUCUAGCCAGGCGGCCGCGCUCGUCGCCGCUGUCCUGCAAGGGGAUGCCGGGGUCAUCGGCUCAGCCAUGUCGUCCGAUGGCAUUGUGGAGCCAACCAGGGCACCACUGAUUCCUGGCAUGGCUGCGGUCAAGGCCGCAGCUUUGGAAGCUGGGGCCUUGGGCUGCACCAUCAGUGGAGCAGGACCAACCGCAGUGGCUGUGAUUGAGGGGGAGGAGAAGGGCGAGGAGGUUGGCCAGAGGAUGGUGGAGGCAUUCGCCAGUGCCGGCAAACUGAAAGCAACAGCUACCAUUGCACAGCUCGACAGAGUUGGCGCCAGGGUAAUCUCCACCUCCAGUUUGGAAUAAGAAGACAAUGGAAAUUACUAGGGGAGUGGAGGUUCGGGGCAUCAAUAACUGUCUGGAAUUUUCAGCAUUCAUGCUGUUUGUCUUAGAAGACAUUUCGAUGCAUGCAUGUUACCCAUGUUUGAGGUUAUGUUGAAUUGUUGCAAGUUCACACAGACAACAUUUUGGGGUUUUGUAUCUCGUGAAUCAGAAUAAGUUGCAUUUUAAUAUGCAAGGAUGUGAAAGGCAGAUAUCUUGAUUUCCAUGGCUUGCACAAAGACUUUGGUUGUUAUGCUCUAUAUCAGAUAUAUGACAUAUUUAAGACAUCUGUAUUUCAAAAUGUGCUAGUCUAACUUGUUUGUCGCCAUGUUGAAACUGCUGUUUUCUUUUGUUCAUGUUCAUCAAAAGCUCAUUCCAAUCCCAAAAGAGUAAUGCUUUGCUUACUGUAAAAAAAACAUCCGGUCUCAGAUUUACUAUUGGUGAUACCUAACAAGUAUAGUAUUAGUAGAAACUUCCCGUUGUGAAAACUUCUGUGCUUAAUGAAUCCAAGUUAGUAUUAACUGGGUAUAGAAAAGUGUGUGUUGUCUGUAUUGUCUUGAGAUGGUUGCAUUAUGCGUGAGAAACAGAGAGGGCAAUCAGUCAUGUUUACGCCA
Messenger RNA from Oryza brachyantha (malo sina), 1819 nucleotides. Its product is annotated as homoserine kinase. The coding region runs from base 63 to 1190 and encodes 375 amino acids. The record is from RefSeq and is a predicted model, not a curated record. Lineage: Eukaryota; Viridiplantae; Streptophyta; Magnoliopsida; Poales; Poaceae. The transcript has 2 exons. Gene Ontology annotation, biological process: L-threonine metabolic process. Gene Ontology annotation, molecular function: homoserine kinase activity; ATP binding.